Molecule: messenger RNA, 3348 nt
Organism: Gambusia affinis (western mosquitofish)
Lineage: Eukaryota; Metazoa; Chordata; Actinopteri; Cyprinodontiformes; Poeciliidae
Product: macrosialin-like
Exons: 6
Coding region: 96-1262 (388 amino acids)
Cellular component (GO): membrane
Source: RefSeq, a predicted model, not a curated record
GCUCAGGCAUGUAUUUAUGGAAAGAGGUGCGUCACACUUCUUGCAUAUCAGACUGGUGUGAAGAACAGUGAACAAGUCAGUCAAGACCUGUCACCAUGCAGAGAGUUGCUGUGUUGAUCCUUGUUGCCUGUUGUGCUCUCACAGCACUGUCUUUGGCCAAAGACACAAAUGGAUCCAAACUACCUUCUACUAUGAGUUCCGCAAAGGCAUUUGAUGAAACACCCCCCCCCACAACCCCUAAACCCACGACUACGAAGCCCACAACCCCUAAACCCACGACUACGAAACCCACAACCCCUAAACCCACGACUACGAAACCCACAACCCCUAAACCCACGACUACGAAACCCACAACCCCUAAACCCACGACUACAAAACCCACAACCCCUAAACCCACGACUACGAAGCCCACAACCCCUAAACCCACGACUACAAAACCCACAACCCCUAAACCCACGACUACAAAACCCACAACCCCUAAACCCACGACUACAAAACCCACAACCCCUAACACCACGACUACGACACACACAACCCCUAACACCACGACUACGACACACACAACCCCUAACACCACGACUACGACACACACAACCCCUAACACCACGACUACGAAAACCACUACCACAGCACCACCUCAACCUACUCCAGCUACCAAUCUGACUGUAGGAAACUACAAUUUGACGACAGACAAAGGAGUGGUUUGCCUAAUGGCUCAGAUGGCGCUUGAGAUCAAACUUUCAACACAGAAGGUCAAUGGAACCUUCAUUAUCAACCCAAACCAAACUACUGCUGCUGGUGAAUGCAAGGAAAACAAAGCCAACUUGACCCUUUCCUUUAAACAGGGCUUCAUCACCUUCCUCUUCAUUAAGAGUGUUGCUAAUAACACCGCCUAUCUUAAUGCUGUGUCUUUCAGUCUAUCCUACCCCCUUACAAAGUCAGAUGUUUCAGGAACUCCGGAAUAUAGUGCCAAGAACGACUCGUUGGAUCUGUUUGCUGCAAAGAUCGGACACUCCUACUCCUGCAAGGAUGAAUCUGUCUUCAUGGGAAAUGGGCUGAGCCUAGAAAUCUCUAACAACAGACUGCAAGCCUUCAAUGUCACUAAAAAUGAGUUUGGCCGUCCUGACUUCUGCCCAGCGGACCAGCCUGACUACACCGUUGCCAUCGCAGUGGGAGUGACUCUGCUGGUGCUCAUUAUCAUUGUGCUGAUAGUGUACCUGCUGGGCCGCAGAAAGAGGGCAGCUGGCUACCAGUCGCUCUGAGGACGGACCGGCCAUAGGUCUAAAACAAGUGACCUUCUGAAUGAGGGAUUGUGGGUAAAGAGGGACUUCCACUGAGCCAUCUAGGCCUAUUUGUUGCUGUUUUUCUGAUGUAUUACUAUUGAUAACAUUUGAACCAGAGAUAUACAAUACAACCUUAAACACACAGUUCAAAAAUAACAUGCAGUUAAUUAUAGACUCUUUAAUGGAUCCUUAUAGAUAACUUUAAUAUGUUUUUACAUACAACCACACAAAGUUACACAAGUUUGAGCCCAAAUUUCAUCAAAUUGAAAAUGUGUAACUUUAUGGGACACUAAAUUCUCUUUAAACUGACACUGUCAUAAAAACUGACAGAGAAGUCAAAGUAAAAGACUCCAAUUAUUAUUAUUAUUCUUGUUUUGCUAAAAAACAGAUCAAUAAGGGAUUCAUUAAAUUCUUGAAUGUAACAUUGACACUCUUUUUUCGCUGUCCGUAGCAUUAUACCUUUAAUGUUCAUUGGAACUUGUUAUACUUUAAGCCAAAAUUUACAAUCAGGUUUAAUGAGCAUAUUCCUGAUUAUCUGUCUCCUUAUAUCUAUUGAUUUUUUUUUUAAAGGUAACUUCUUGUUUGUAAUCAUCGGGCUUACAGAACAUAAGUGGGUUGAUUUACACUUGUGAAAUAAUAACUAACAUAAAGGGAAAAACUGAAAGGGAUUAUUUUGACAUCAAUUGCACCGAUUGCUGUUCAUUUGUCUUCCAUGGAGUAUGUUAUACUGUCCUUUUAUUUAAAUGUUGACUAAUCUUAAAGAGCAUAUCCUGCUGUAUAAACUUAUCUUUCUUUUAAAAUUUUAGCUUGUAAUGUAAAAAAAAAAAGAGUUUAUAGGAUGACUUGAAGUUAGUGAAUGAGACUGCACUCACAAUUUUACAAGUAGUAAGAAAUUAAGAUGUUCACAUGAAAAGCUGUAAUUCCAAGCUUUCUAACUCACCGUUCUAGUUCCAGUGCUUGCUGCAGAACAUUCUCACAGUUUCCAACAUCUUUUCUUUGUCAGUCAAGAAUGAAUGUGCUGGAAAUUUGCCUUGAUAAUCUAAGAAAUUCUUUCCUGUUAACAUCUUGUGCUGCUGACCCUCCACUCCCGGGUCAAAGCAGGGCAGGAAGUGUUGGACUGUUGAAGCCUGAGCCAGUCUGAAUCCAAUCAAACAAACACUUUCAUGCAGUCAGACAUGUCAUUUUAUAAUCUUCACAUCCAUUUUUUUAUACCUAGAGUAAGUGCUUAAUUUGUACAUGAUUUUUAUUUGGUUGUGUGUUUACCCCAGAAUGCCAUUUAAUGCAUAUUUGAUCUAGUUUUUUGUUCAAUUUGUUUUUGGCUUUAGAAACAGUUACAUUUUGCUCUGAUGAAAGUUUUUUAUAUAGACACAUAGUGUUUUGCUCCAAAUUAUUGAUCACAACAGAAAAUAUUACACAGCAGAAAAUUUAUUCCUAAUAUGCUGACGUGAGGCAGCAUGUUAGGAAUAUUACCUCCGUCAGGUGAUGUCAUUGGGUUUCUACUGUUGUUGGAUCAAAUGAAGAAGAUUCUAAGUGCAAUUGUAAAAAUUUACCAACAAACUCUGAAGGGAAUUUCUUCCAAGGGACCAUUCCAAUUCUCAUUCAUUUAAAAAGGGAAUAAUCAAACAAAUAAAAAAAAUAAUCUGAAUAAAAAGCAAGUUUAAUUUUGAAUCAAAUGCUUUCUGAAUUUUUCUUGUGGGAUUCAAGAAAGUGUCAUGUGUUGAACUCAGAAAGUCCCUUGGUGGCUCUUCUAAAAUGUGUUUUAUUUUAAGCCAUGUUGCAUCCACUUCACUGAGAAUAUUUGAAUUGUUGCAUGAAAUAGAAAUCUUGCAUGCUGUGGUUUGGGAAAAUGUAUGUUCUUCUUGUAAACAUGAUAUUGCACUGUUAAUGCCCUCCAGAUCCUGAAGUUGAUGCACUGUGAUGCAGUUAUGCGUACAGAUCCCCACUGGAUUUACAGUACAAUGCCAGUAAAACAGUGACAUGUUUGGAUUGAUUGUGUAUUUGCUGCAUAUGAACUGUAUUAUCAGUUGCUGGCUUCCUUUGAAAAAUAAAAACAAAUAUUGAAGGA